AUGAAGAUUACAAUCGCUUUCGUAUUGGUCCUCGGAUCCGUGUCAGCUCUCGGCUCAGGACCUUAUCUGCCCAGCGGCUGGAAACCAGACGGACCAGCUUUUUAUCUUCCAUCCGAAACUGAGGUAAAACCAGAUAAUCCUCUGAAAGAAGUUCUGUACCAAGAAACUGAGGCGUCGGGCUCCGAGGGUCUGCGCGAGUAUGGUCCUCCCAAGGUGGAGAUCAACCAGGGUCUUCCUGAUGAAGUGACUGAACAGCUCUUCUCUUCUGAAGUCGUAGAAACUAAAUCCGAAGUGGCCGUGGAAGAAAAAGAGACUAUUACUGAAGUUGUAGUAGAAGAAAAGGCAGUUGAAAAAGAAGAAGUUGCGGUCACUGAAUCCGCAGUUGCUGAGGAAGGAAAGGCAGAACAGACGGAGUCAGUGGACGCUGGCUCCGUGGAAGUUGCAGUCACUGAGACUACUGUUGUUCAGGAAGAAAAGAAGACAGAACAGGUGGAGGCAGUUGAAGCUGAGGCUGUAACUGUUGCAGUAACAGAGUCUGCUGUUGUUGUUGAAGAAAAGAAGGUAGAGCAGGACGAUUCGGUUGUAGCUGCCGCUGUAGAUGCUGGAGUCCAGGUUGCAGUUGAACAAGUCACUAGUGCUUCUGCUGAAGAGAAUGCAAUACAACAAACCGAAGAGGCAACUGAAAAUCUGGAACAAACGAUAACCGCUGAAGUCACAACUGACACUGUAAAGACAACCGUCGAAGAAGUCACUGAGGCUGUAUUGACAGUAGCAAACGAAGAAUCACAGCAGAACAUAGUUGAGCAAACCGUCAAAGAGAAUACCGAAUCAAAAGUCGUUGAACAGACUGUCGAAGUCAAAGUUGACACGACCGACUCCGUAAAUGCCGAGCAGGAAAUAAAAACUGUAGAAGAAGGCAUCAAGAAUAUAGCUGAGGCUCUAGUGAUUCUCGAAAAUGAGGUCAAAGCCGAACAGGUCGCCACUGAAGUUCAAAAAUCGGACGAAGUUUCAAGUAACGCUGAAGUCCCGAUUGGCUUUCUCGAAUACGGUCCCCCCGGCUUCAGGGAGUACGGGCCACCCAAAGGGGAUGAGCUGUUGAGGACUGUCGUUCAGGAAUCAUUGAGCCUCCAGCCCUUAGCCAGCAACGAGCUUAGGAAGCGUCGCUUCUCUCCUAAAUUCAGGUCAACUAAGAAGCACUGA
Molecule: messenger RNA, 1200 nt
Organism: Bombyx mandarina (wild silkworm)
Lineage: Eukaryota; Metazoa; Arthropoda; Insecta; Lepidoptera; Bombycidae
Source: RefSeq, a predicted model, not a curated record